Volvox carteri f. nagariensis is the source of this 1093-nucleotide messenger RNA. RefSeq lists its product as uncharacterized. The transcript has 3 exons. NCBI's taxonomy places the organism in Eukaryota, Viridiplantae, Chlorophyta, Chlorophyceae, Chlamydomonadales, Volvocaceae. The annotation marks the transcript as partial. The record is from RefSeq and is a predicted model, not a curated record.
AUGGCCGACGGCGAGGCGCCCGACGGCAAAGCGGCCGACGGCGAGGCGGCCGACGGCGAGGCGGCCGACGGCGAGGCGGCCGACGGCGAGGCGGCCGACGGCGAGGAGGCCGACGGCGAGGCGGCCGACGGCGAGGCGGCCGACGGCGAGAUGGCCGACGGCGAGGCGCCCGACGGCAAAGCGGCCGACGGCGAGGCAGCCGACGGCAAAGCGGCCGACGGCAAGGCGGCCGACGGCCAGGCGGCCGACGGCGAGGCGGUCGACGAUGAGGCGGCCGACGGCGAGGCGGCCGACGGCGAGGCGGCUGACGGCGAGGCGGCUGACGGCGAGGCGGCCGACGGCAAAGCGACGGACGGCGAGGCGGCCGACGGCCAGGCGGCCGACGGCGAGGCGGCCGAAGGUGAGGCGGCUGACGGCGAGGCGGCCGACGGCGAGGCGGCCGACGGCAAAGCGACCGACGGCGAGGCGGCCGAAGGCGAGGCGGCCGACGGUGAGGCGGCCGGCGGCGAGCUGACCACCUUUGCCAGCUUCCCGCCAUUCGCGAAGAUUCGUCAUCGUCCUCAGCUGUCGCUGCCGCGACCGACUCCCUUAGCCUUAGAGCUGCAACGGCAGGCCUUAGCGCAGCAGCAGCAGCAGCAGCAGCAGCAGCAGCAGCAGCAGGAGCUAUUAGUCGUAGUACGAAAGGUCGGUCGCAGGAGGACGAGCAACAAGAGCAGGAGCAGGCCCCAGUUCAAGCAUUCCAACGCGAAGCCGUCGAGCAGAGGCAAGUACGGCCAAGGGACCUGCCGCUGGUCGUCAGAUUACGGGCUACAGUCGCAGCAGCAGCCGCCGCCGCCGCCGCCGCCGCCGCCGUCGCGGGCCAGCCUGGCGGCGGCGCUGGCGCACACAGGCGACGGCUCGCUCAGCUCGCAUCCUGGCUACAGCCACCACCGCCGCGUCCCGCAGCAGCAGCGGCCGGAGCAGCAGCAGCAGCAGCAGAUGUUGACUCAACAGCUAUCCGAGUCGUACGGAUCUGAAUCUGCCGUAUCCACGUUGCAAAACAUGUACGGCGGAUCUACAGGGCUGAGGCCGCAGCUGCAAGCCGGGACGUGGG